UAGCAUAGUCUCCUCCCCUCCCGGAGCGGCGCUGCCCAGAAACCCGGGCGGAGGCCCGCUGGGCUCACCCUGGACUCCGGCUGGGAUCGUGGCUCCUGGCUCCGGCCCUCCCACGUCCGGUCCCCGUUCCCGUUCCCGCCCCGCCGGCCUCCCCCGGCCGCCGCCAUCCGCUGCCGGUUGUGAAUGAAAGGGAGGCGCCGCCGGGGGCUGGCUGCAGGCGACGCGGCCUCGCGGGAGGCGCUUGCCCCGCGGAGAUGUACGGUGUGUGUGGCUGCUGCGGUGCCCUACGCCCCAGGUACAAAAGGCUGGUUGACAACAUCUUCCCCGAGGAUCCUGAGGACGGCCUGGUGAAGACAAACAUGGAGAAGCUGACCUUCUAUGCCCUCUCAGCUCCGGAAAAGCUGGAUCGGAUUGGCGCCUACCUCUCUGAGAGGCUCAUCCGUGACGUGGGUCGUCAUCGAUAUGGGUAUGUGUGCAUCGCCAUGGAGGCGCUGGACCAGCUGCUCAUGGCCUGCCACUGCCAGAGCAUCAACCUCUUCGUGGAGAGUUUCCUCAAGAUGGUGGCCAAGCUGCUGGAGUCAGAGAAGCCCAACCUGCAGAUCCUCGGCACCAACUCGUUUGUGAAGUUUGCCAACAUUGAGGAGGACACCCCGUCCUAUCAUCGGAGCUAUGACUUCUUUGUGUCCCGCUUCAGUGAAAUGUGCCACUCCAGCCACGACGACCUGGAAAUCAAGACCAAAAUCCGAAUGUCGGGUAUCAAAGGUCUGCAAGGGGUGGUGAGGAAGACGGUGAAUGAUGAAUUACAGGCCAAUAUCUGGGAUCCACAGCAUAUGGACAAGAUUGUUCCGUCACUGCUUUUCAACCUGCAGCAUGUAGAGGAGGCAGAGAGCCGGUCCCCCUCACCCCUCCAAGCUCCAGAGAAGGAAAAGGAAAACCCAGCAGAGCUGGCUGAGAGGUGUCUUCGGGAACUGCUGGGCCGGGCUGCCUUUGGCAACAUCAAAAACGCCAUCAAGCCGGUUCUCAUCCAUCUGGAUAACCAUUCUCUUUGGGAACCAAAGGUGUUUGCCGUCCGUUGCUUUAAAAUCAUCAUGUACUCAAUUCAGCCGCAGCACUCGCACCUGGUAAUCCAGCAGCUCCUGAGCCACCUGGAUGCUAACAGCCGUAGCGCGGCCACAGUGCGGGCCGGCAUCGUGGAGGUCUUGUCCGAAGCCGCAGUGAUCGCCGCCACCGGCUCCGUGGGGCCCACGGUGCUGGAGAUGUUUAACACUCUGCUGAGGCAGCUGCGGCUCAGCAUCGACUACGCCUUGACCGGGAGCUACGACGGGGCCAUCAGCCUGGGCACGAAGAUCAUCAAGGAACACGAAGAGCGCAUGUUCCAGGAGGCCGUCAUCAAGACCAUAGGCUCCUUUGCCAGCACGUUGCCCACUUACCAGCGCUCCGAGGUGAUCCUUUUCAUUAUGAGCAAGGUCCCACUGCCUUCCCUGCAUCAGCCCAUGGAGACCGGGAAGACAGGGGAGAAUAGGAACCGGCUGACCCAGAUUAUGCUGCUGAAAUCCCUCCUUCAGGUGUCCACAGGUUUCCAGUGCAACAACAUGAUGUCAGCACUUCCCAGCAACUUCCUUGACCGUCUCCUCUCCACUGCCCUCAUGGAGGAUGCAGAGAUCCGUCUCUUCGUUCUAGAGAUUCUCAUCAGUUUCAUUGAUCGUCAUGGCAACCGCCACAAGUUCUCUUCCAUCAGUACCCUCAGUGACAUCUCUGUCCUGAAGCUGAAAGUGGACAAGUGCUCCCGACAGGACACCGUCUUCAUGAAGAAGCACUCCCAGCAGCUCUACAGACACAUCUACCUGAGCUGUAAGGAGGAAACGAACAUACAGAAGCAUUACGAGGCGCUCUAUAGCUUGCUGGCGCUCGUCAGCAUCGAGCUGGCCAACGAGGAGGUGGUGGUGGACCUCAUCCGCCUGGUGCUGGCUGUUCAGGACCUGGCCCAGGUUAAUGAAGAGAGCUUGCCUGUGUACAACCGCUGUGCUCUCUACGCCCUGGGCGCGGCCUACCUGAACCUCAUCAGCCAGCUCACCACGGUGCCCGCCUUCUGCCAGCACAUCCAUGAGGUGAUAGAGACCAGGAAGAAAGAGGCUCCAUACAUGCUCCCUGAGGACGUGUUUGUGGAGAGGCCCAGGCUGUCUCAGAAUCUUGAUGAAGUAGUGAUCGAGUUCCUCUUCCGCCAGAGCAAAAUCAGUGAGGUCCUGGGGGGCAGUGGCUACAAUGCAGACAGGCUCUGUCUGCCCUACAUCCCUCAGCUGACAGAUGAGGAUCGCUUAUCCAAGAGGAAGAGCAUUGGAGAAACCAUUUCCCUGCAGGUGGAGGUGGAAUCCAGGAACAGCCCAGAGAAGGAGGAGCGAGUGCCUGCUGAGGAGAUCACCUAUGAGACUCUAAAGAAGGCCAUUGUGGACAGUGUGGCCGUCGAGGAGCAGGAGCGUGAACGGCGGCGGCAGGUGGUGGAGAAGUUCCAGAAGGCACCCUUCGAGGAGAUUGCAGCACACUGCGGCGCCCGGGCAUCACUGCUGCAGAGCAAACUCAAUCAGAUCUUUGAAAUCACCAUCCGGCCGCCGCCAAGCCCAUCAGGAACCAUCACCGCAGCCUACGGCCAGCCUCAGAACCACUCCAUCCCCGUCUACGAGAUGAAGUUUCCGGAUCUGUGUGUAUACUGAACUCCAAAGGUGGAGCUCCUUAGAGGGGUAGGGUCUGAGAGAUGGGCUCGCCCUCACUCCCACCCCUACUAUGUGGAAAUCUAACUGGGAUCUCAGAAAAGGUCACCGUAGAUGGCAGCAUCUCCCCAGCUAACCAGGGGGGAACCCCAGGUCCUUACGCUUCCCUCUUGUCCUCCCUGGGGUGACCAGCCACCUGCUCCCCUGGGACCAAUAAGCCUCUAACUUGCACCCUUUGUCUCCUCCUUUGUGUCAGCCAGGGACCAACAAUAGUGGGGGUCUCCAGAUAAAGGCUGAGAUCCUCAGAAGCUCCUACUUGGUGUAAUAAGUGAAAGACUUUCAUGGGGGUGGACCUGGGGGGGGGCACAGCUGCCAUUGCCCCAGGAGGGAACUAGUUGGAGACACAGUUGGUCAAAGGAAGCCGUAGAAUCUAAAUAUUGUGUUUGUUUUGGAACAUCUGCAUUAAAGAUCCUGACAAACACACACACAAAAAAAAAAAAAAAAAAAAGGAAGCCGUAGAGUGCAAUAGGGAGGAGGCAGUGGCUGCGAAAGCUGGGAGAUGGAUGGAGCGGCUGCUCCUCUAGACCAUCCUCUCCUCUGGUGUGCAGGCCCUCACGUCUCCAGUGUCUCUUCCAAUCUCCUGCUUACCCUGCCAGUUGUCUCUUUAUGGUUUUUAAUAUUAUUAAUUAGUACUGAGCCCUUGUAACAUGAGGUGGGGUAGAGACACCAUGGGGGGCAGCAAAGGAUGAAGUGAAGGGCAGGCAGCUGCUGAUGGCGGGGGCUGGCUCUCCCCAGGCUGGGCCUGCCUCCUGUGGAGGAGCGGCAGGCAGAAGUGGGCAAGUCCAGGUCCCUCUGUACCAUCUUCUCACCUCCUUGGUUCAGAGGGAGCUUGUGUGGCCCUCCCAUAGUUCUCUCCCUUCUGGAUGUUUCUCUGAAUGGAGCUCUCUCUUUGAUGCCUGAGGAUCUCAAUGUGUUUUUACAGUCUCUGGGUUGAGGGAGGGCAGAACUAGAUAAUCUGGUUCUAGACGACCCAAAUGGAGGAGGAACUGCAGGGGCCCCAGGCCUGCACACAUCACCGCCUGGCCUGGCUGGGCUGGGCUGGAGGGGGUUGCUGGGAAGGGAUGGUAGUGGGGGGAGGAGAACUUUGGUGCUCGAAGAUGUCAGAAGUCAACCUUUUGGAUGUUUUGUUCGAGGAAAGAAGGAUCCAGCGCUUGAUAAUGGAAUGAUUUCUUCACACUUUGACAAAGUCUGAACAUCAGUGCCAACUGGCAAAGCUUGAGGCGUGGGGAGAGUAGGGAGACCCCUUUGGGUUCUACAUUUCCCGAGUCCUGUCUACCUGUCUGCAUGUAGAGGGGGAUCCAAGAGGCCGUUUGCUGUGCACUCCGCUUCCCCCUCUCACCCCCCUGCUUUGUGCCUGCAGAGCAACUGACAGAACCUUACCUGCGCCUCCUCCUGGGGCAGCACCUAUGGCCCCACAUCACUCUUUCCUUCUCUUCCAGUGAGACUUCCUAGAACUUAUCUGAGCUGAUAAAGUUCACAGUGAGGUGUGAAUGGCCGAAUGAUUUUUCCCUAGAGAAUUUGUUUUACCAAAAGAGGGAGGAUGAGUAGAUUUCUGGACCCAAAGGAAUCCCUUUUAGGGUACAAGUUUAGGUAGUAUGGGGUGAUGUCAGAACAGGCUGUUUCUGCUAAGGGGAUGGCAGGCUUGUGGGGACACCUUGGGUCACACCCCCGCAUGACCCUGCACAAGUGCUCAGUGAGAGCCUAGUUAUGAGGACAGACAGGUGUAUUUUCCCAAACCAGGAGAACCUUAAUAUAUGCGUUUCCCGUUACGUGUGCAGUGAUGUCUUGGGGAGGGGCUGUCUGACCCUUGUCCCUGUAGUUUUCCCCUUAGUGGCUGCCUCUAUGCUGCGGGCCUGUAGCUUCUGGAUGGCCUGCAUGGUUCUAGGGCCCAGAGGCCCGACUCCCACCCCUCCCCAGGGCGUUUGGCUAAUGCUCAACCCAACAUUACAAGCAUGAACUGAGAUUUCUCCUUACUUUAGUAUCUCUUUGUUAAGAAACCGUUUCAAUGACUUGAAACAAACUUGAAGGCAAGUAGCCUUGGGAAGAAAUGUCACAGGACAUCUGAACCUUGAGCCACAAAUAUGUCUUUCCUCACAGGAUCUUCUCAUCUGUAGCUCCUGCUCAGCUUCGAUGAGAAACCCCAUUUCUCUCUUGUGCCUCUUUGACUUCAGGGUUCAGCUCCAUGGCGACUGCACCCUGAGCAUUGUCCUGGGGGGCCUGGUUCUGGGAUGUGGGAGUUGUGGCUCUGGAGCCUCUUUCCAGAGCCAGCUCUAGAGCCAGCAACUUAUAGGUCCACUCAGAUGUCUCUCCCUUAUGCCCACCCUGAGAACGGUGAGGAAAAACGUACAGGAUUCCCAUGUUCGUGCACUCUGUUGUUCUUCCUUCUGUAUCUGCCCAAAGGAGCUUUUUCUUUACAGCACAGCUACGUAGCAAAGACAUGUUUCUCUUGGAGAACUGGCCUUUUUUUUUUUCUUUUUUUUUUUUUGAGUGCCCUCUUCUCAAUUUCAACUUAAAUGUAUGUUCAGUAGAAUAUUAGAUUAGCUGCUGACAGGAAGUAGAACCUGUAUUCUGGCCAAAUAUGCCCCAGAAUCAGAAAGUUUAAGGUAAGUGUUAACUCAAACAGACAAUGCAAUGUUAAAUUAAGCAGUCUCCUUCACCCCCACCCCCUGCCCCACCACAAGUCCUGGGAAGAGAGACAAAGCAGAGUUUGGAGGGUGCCCAGGCCCUUGGCUUAGCAUCACUGCUUCCUGCCUUCUGAGCCCUGUAGCAUCUGACAGCACUGUGUCUUGUGACUGACCCUCUUUGCUACUCUUCUCUGUUGUGAUUUUGAGCCAGCAAACCCAUCCAGCCCAGUUGUUCCCAAAGCCAGAGGACCCUUGCUUCAUGGGCAAGGGGUAGGGUUGGUUAGCACUCUGCUGACAGAACUUAAUAGAUGUGAAUGUAUUUGAGAUUUGGAAGUUGUAUUAAUUAGGUUGAGUCAUGUUAGUGCAUAAGGAGCAGGUCAGCAGAAAGCACCAGUGUGAUCCUGGAGGCUCCUCCUGUUUUCCUUGUAAUGGGGUCCCCAGUGCCGUGUGCCUCUUCCCAUUUUCCUCUCAUAAAAGUAGAAAUAAGUGGUUUCUUGACUCCUAAACAUCUCCUCACCCAAGAGAAAGAACCCAAGCCGGGCAGAAGAACUAGGAAAGUCCUCAGAUACUCUCCUCUAUCCAACCCUCUACCUCAUAUACAAGUAUAAACGGAUGAGCAGUGAAAAGGUGGGGCUGGAAGUGACUUCAGUGCUUGAAGAAGCACGAGGAUCAUAUAUGCAUGACAUGACCUUUGCCCAGAGGACAUGUUUCAACUGCCUUAAGAAUGAGAACAGCCUUGGGAUACUUUUGAAUGGCUUCCAGGCUAGAACUCUGGGCUUCUCUGGGGACCCCUGGGUCACUAUACCUUCCAGUUCCUGUUUCAUUGUCCCCAGGCCUUCUGACCUGGAUACAGAGAGUAUCGUUGAGAAGUGAGCCUAAUUUUCCCAAUUCCUCUUCAUGACCAUAAAAUGGCAGUUGGCCGGGGGUGAGGUGGGGGCAGUGGGGGGCUGUGGGAAAAGACUAGUCCCGAGCUGUUGGGCUGCGUACUACGUUUAAGGUGGACAAGGAGAUUAGCGCCUCUGGGUGGACCACUCCUGCUUCCCCUGACCCAUAGACCAUGGCAGGCAGUCAAGCUGAAACGAGACAGUUUAGGGCAGUGUCUUUCUUCUUCAUCCCAUUAACCCUAGAAACCUCCUGGUUAAAUGACCCCUUAUCCCAAAUCUGGCCAUGUCUAAAGACUGCAGAAGAAUGGUCGUCCUGGGCCUGGUCAGCUGGGGAGGUAGGAGAAGACACAGGGGCUGUGACUGGAGCUCUGUGCCUGUUGGGGUCAGAAGGGUUUUCUGUGUUCUCAGCACCAGCCACAUAGACCAGGACUUUUCUCCUUCAGGGGACCUUGGGGCCUCAUCACCUUCCCCUUUUGAGCUCUUCCUCCAUUGCACUUGAUUCUGGUCUGUGGAGUGCAGAGCUGUAAAUCCACAAAUGCUGCAGACAUAAUAACAUGUCUGUAUCCAUUUAGACCUUCAUGACCUGGCUGGGAGUGUGUGUGCCCGUGUGUGUGCAUGUGUGUAAUAUAGUCCAUCGUUGACGAUAUCUGUAUAUAAUAGCUGAUGUAUUUAUAUGGGAGUGCAGAGUUAGUGCCUGUGGAAGUUUUCUGUAAACUCAUUGAGACAAAUUAGUUUUAAGGAAGGGGAAAGAGGAGUGUAGGAAGAAGGACACUUAGCAAGAUCAUUCUUUAGGACUAUUAGGUGUGAUUUCCCAGUGAGUCUUUAUGAUGCCCUUUUCAAAUAAAUGUUAAUGUUGUCACCA
Rhinolophus ferrumequinum (greater horseshoe bat) is the source of this 7135-nucleotide messenger RNA. It is a transcript of the gene EFR3B, whose product is annotated as EFR3 homolog B. Gene Ontology annotation, cellular component: plasma membrane. The transcript is spliced from 23 exons. The coding region runs from base 255 to 2708 and encodes 817 amino acids. Lineage: Eukaryota; Metazoa; Chordata; Mammalia; Chiroptera; Rhinolophidae. The record is from RefSeq and is a predicted model, not a curated record. Gene Ontology annotation, biological process: protein localization to plasma membrane.